AUGUCAUUACCAACAAAAUAUGAAUUAUUACCCCCUCCAGAUCUUUCUGAACUAAAGCCAAAUAGUUCUAUUUAUCCUGAUUUUGAGCCUUGGAAACAUACCGAGCUAGAUGAUCAAAUAUUACUGGAUUUUGUAGAUAAGGGUUAUUAUCAAGGUCCCAAGGUUAGUUUUGAAACUUUUUCAGGGAAAUCUUCUGUUAUUCAAACUCCUAUAAAUGCUAUUGCUGAAAAAUUGUCUGUAUCUCUAACAAAGGCAUUUUUCAUAAGGGAAAACGAUGUAAAUAAAAUUAAAAACACAGAUCAGAGUAAUGACGAGGAAAAUAAUUAUGAAAGCGACAGGAUACCAAAAAUUUUCAAUAUAAGUGGAGAUAGCUUUCGAUUUCCCAAAAGGGUUACUUUAACAGACCAAAGAAAAGAACAAUGGUUGCAAAAUUUAGGCGAUACUUCUCUAACUAUGGACACUGUUACUAAAAUAGUACCACAUGGUUUUAAGAAAAAACAGUUACUAGAACAGUUUGCCAUUAAAAGGAUACCAUACUAUAGGGCAAUAUGGCUAAUCAAGUAUUGCUGUUCUGUAGAAUGGAUCUCUCUACUCAAUAAACCUAUUAGUAAAAACAAUAACAGUGGAACCUCCACUUAUUCUGACACAACUUUUAGAAUUUUAAAAGAAUGGACAAGUGCAAUGGUGCACGUUUUAGAAAAACUAAUAUUUGAUAUUCCCAUCUUGUCUUCCGGAUCCAGUUCGAGCUCUAGCCACACAACUUCCGGAAUAUUGGACAACACGUCAACUUCUGAGGGUGCUUUGUCAACUAUUGCAUCAAUUAAUACAAAUGAUUUAAAUACUGUUCAACAACAAAUGAAUAUAUGCAAGUUAAAAAUAAAUUACUAUAUCAGAUUACUGGGAAAUUGUUAUUCAUUAGGACUAGUGGACAAAACAUUGUUUAUUAAUUGGUUGCUUGAAUUCUUCCUCAAGAUGGAAAAUUUUGAAUUUUAUCCGAUUUCGUUGCAUAUUAUUACAUGUUUUUGGAAAGAUAUUAUGUCGAAUGAUGACAAGUUUUUAAAAUCGAAAUUCACUGAAUGUCUUUUACAAAAAUAUUAUUUGGUGUCUGAAUCUCCCUCGAUGCUAAAUGACGAAAACUAUUUGAUUAAUGAUGUUAAGCGAAAUGAACUAAUAAGGAAAAAAAUACUAAACGUUUUACAAAAAUUUAUCUAUGAUAUCUUUAAUACUCAAUCUCUGGAACUUUUCAUAAUAUCCAACACAAACAAUUGGGAUUUAUAUAGACCUUGUCUUCGUGAUAUACUAGGACUUACAACUGAUUUGGGGAAUACUACUAAUGAAGAAAAACUACGAAAUAUUAGAAAGAAAUUUAAUUUAAUUGAUUAUAGAAAUGAAACAUUGAAAAAAAAUGCAUAUUCUUCUAAGCUUCGAAACCACAAUUUAGCAACUGCACAGCAAGAUAUCAGAUUUAAUGUAGAGGAGAACAAUGAUUUAGAAAAUGAAGAUGAGGACAAUGUAUCUGAUUUGUUUUAUGUAGAUUCAACUUCUGGUGUCCUACAUUUAGCUAAAGUUAAUUUGGAAUUGACAACUAUGUUGGAUAAUAACCAUAUUACUGAUGACUGGGAUUUGUUUAUACGACAGAUGUCCAAAAGCGAUAUAAUACAAAUGAUUUUAUGGUCUAUAUCGCCAAUGAAAAGUUCCUAUUACGAAGGUACACAUUUAGUCUCAAGAUUGCUUAUUUUAAAAAUAGGUUUACAGGAUAAUAAUUAUGAUAUUGAAAAUCUAAUAUGGACUUUUAUUUUCACCAUAGCCAAAGUUGUGAAUUUAAAGGAGUGUGUUUAUUUACCCAAUCUCUAUUCUUUGUUAAAUAUUUGUAUUGGGUAUGGUAUAUUAAAGGUACCAAUAUACAUUAGAAAAUUAAUUAGUUCAGGAAUAUUAUACUUAGCUCAUUCAAAGGAUAAGUUUUUCCAUUGUAAUCUACUAAUUAACUUAAAAAUUCAACCGGUCAUUAAGGGCCAAUUUAAUAUGGUAUUAAAAAACAUGAUUGAAUAUGACGCAUCAUUAUAUGAAAAUUUCCAAUUUAAUAAGUUACUUGAGAAAUUUGAAGAAUUGAAAUUAACUUUUUUUAAUGAUAUUACAAAAGAUAACUUAUCCACUAAAAUACCAUUCAGUGUCAAAAUUUUGUUAGCAGAUUGGUAUUUGAACGAACUAGUUUCUGAAAGAGACGAAAUGUUAGAUUUAGUGGACAAAAAUAUGAUAUUAAAAGUCUACAAUAAUUUUGUUAUAAAAUUGGGACAUUACCAUCACUUUUAUAGAUGGAUGGAAUAUAUUAUUUAUCGCCAAAUUUUGACGGACAUUAUUGCACUAGAAACUUUGACUGAUAUUAUAUUAUUCCGUUCCAAAAUGUUCCCCCUAUUGAUCAAUGACACCAAUCUUUUCAUGAAAUCAAUUAUCCAUUUGUAUUUGAACAAAUUGAAGCCCGAUGAUAUGGAAUCAUUCCAGGUUAUUAGGUUUAAUCCCUUUUGGAAAUUUUUUAUUGUUUCGUUUCCUAAACACUUGGAGUUGGACACAAAUUUAAAAUCACAGUUAAGUGAAUUGUAUGAGAUUGAGAACGAUAGAUUGAGGGAAUUUGCUAGGUUGAAUUCACAACCAACGGUUUCUAUUAACCAGCAAUUAACCAAAAACAUAAAAACGAUUUUAAGCAUUAGCACUAUUGAAGAAAACGAAGAAUUAAUUAAAAAAGCGAGAUUGGCACUACUAUCGUUGCAGAUUAUUAAUCCCUCGGAAUAUAUCAAAUAUGUUUCAGUUAUUUUGAAAAGACAAAAAUUGGAGGAAAGCAAUAAGAUGAAAGGCGUUGUUAAUUUAGUCAAAUUGUGUGAAUUAAAAUUGUUGUCUAUUGAUUUUGUUCUGAAAAUUUUUGGUAGUUCAGUAGUUAUUUUUUUGUUGAAAUAUGAAACUAAUUGUUCUUUUUAUGAGCAUAGCAAAAAAAAUUUUUUAAAAAAAAAUUAUGGAGAAGUUUUAAAAUGGUGCAUUGAGGCUAAUGACACUGAUUAUCUAAUCUAUUUAAUUCAACGCAUUGGAGUAGCUAACCAGAGGAAAUCACAGACCUGCAAUGCACUUUGUUUAAUUAUGAAUACUGACUCAUGCAUAAUCAAUAAAAUUUUGUGCAUCAAUGACACUGCUAUAGCUUCUAAGAUGUGUAAUUAUUCCAAUAAUUACUUUGCCAUUUUUUACAAUAUGAAUUUUAUUAAUCUUUUCUAUGCACAAUGCCUAGUUAAAUGGUUGUUAACAAAUGGGAAUAACGAUAAUGCCGUAAGCGGUGAUAGAUAUCACCAAAUAAUUUUUAUUAUGGAAUGGUGUAACUAUGAUGUUUUAUAUCCACAGUUAUUUAACCAGGUUGAGGACUCUGUAAUUUUGAAUAGGCUAUUAGAUGAAAUAACAUUAUCUUUUUUCACCGAUUGCUUUAUUAAGGGUAAUGAUGUACCAUAUGUUACCUGCGUUAAAGCCACUAUUAUUCAUUUAUCUCAAAAGUUAACUUUCAAUGACAAAUUGAUGAUAUCAUAUGAUAUUUUCCAAAAAUUUGAAGCUUUGUUUGAACAAUUUUUGAAUUUACCAUUUAUAACGUUAGGAAGUUUAGAAUAUAGAUUAAUUGAACUUUUUAUUGAAUUGUUGAUAGUUUAUGAAAAGUCAUUAUUUGAUUAUAUGAUUAAAACGCAAAAUUUGAAGAUUAUUGAUUUAUUGAACCAAUUUUUCCGUACAUGUGUUACAACCACUGAUACCGCUAAAGAUUUUACAAAAGAGACAAUAACAAGUAACAGAAAGGGAAUUACUUUAGAAAAUGAUGAUGAUAAAGGUAAUAAAGAUCAGAGAUCCAAUGUGCAUAACAACAAUAAAAAGUUUUUGUCGUUAAAAACUAAGUUGUAUAUUUAUGACAUUUUACUAUCUAUGAAAACCAAAUAUACCUAUUUAACUACACAGAAUCCACGGGAAUAUCCUGAACUUCCUAAAAUAUUGGAUAAUUUGCCAUCUUUUCGUUUAUCAUCUUUUGAAAAUAAUGAUGAAACAGGUACAUCUAGUGAUGUACACAAAAGUGGAGACUCCACUUUAGGUAUUUUAUUUUGUAAGAAGAACCAAAAAGUUAAUAAUUCCAUUGUUGAUGAAAUGGAAAGGUAUUAUUUGUUUGAUAAGAAAGAUAGACAGUUUAAACAAAGAUUUAGUUUACCAAAGUUUUUAGAAUUGCCAACUUAUGACCAUUUUUCAAAAAAUAGUAAUAAUAUGCAACACUUGGGUACUACUAAUAACAGAACAGAUAUUAAUAAUACAUUAAUAAAUUUAAGUUAUUUUGAGGCUAGAUAUGACAAAAAGAACCCAGCAUGA
This is a messenger RNA of Saccharomycodes ludwigii, 4374 nucleotides long. It is a transcript of the gene SRB8, whose product is annotated as Srb8p. Gene Ontology annotation, biological process: regulation of transcription by RNA polymerase II. The transcript has a single exon. Gene Ontology annotation, molecular function: transcription coregulator activity. Lineage: Eukaryota; Fungi; Ascomycota; Saccharomycetes; Saccharomycodales; Saccharomycodaceae. Gene Ontology annotation, cellular component: mediator complex. The coding region runs from base 1 to 4374 and encodes 1457 amino acids. The record is from RefSeq and is a predicted model, not a curated record.